Molecule: messenger RNA, 3763 nt
Organism: Megalobrama amblycephala (Wuchang bream)
Lineage: Eukaryota; Metazoa; Chordata; Actinopteri; Cypriniformes; Xenocyprididae
Exons: 4
Coding region: 777-1394 (205 amino acids)
Source: RefSeq, a predicted model, not a curated record
ACUGAACACACCGGCACUGAACACACUGAACACAGCAACACUGAACACACUGAACACAGCAACACUGAACACACUGAACACACCAGCACAGGUACCUGAACUCACACACACACACUGAAUACACCUGCUGAUAUUUACACUCACAUGCAUUUAGAUGAAAAUAUAUUGUUAAUUUGAAGUUACUGUUAUUACAUAUAUUUAUGUCAAGCAGAUAUACAUUUUCAUGUCAUAACUUCAAUAAAUACAUUAAUAGUUAGUUUGAUUAUAUUGAAUAUAGAGAUGUCAAAGCUUCUAUACAAUUGUAAUGCUGCAAUUAUGAUCAUGAUAACAUUCCUGUAAUUACAUGUUUCAGACUAGACAAAUUGUGUCUUUCACCAACCACAAACUCUGAAUUUCUUCAAAUCUACAACUUCUGAUAAAUAAACUAAAAUCGCAGCACACUCAACAUUUAAAUGUGGUGACAUUCAACAAUGCUUGAUUUAAAUGUAAAAACUAAAUGUUUGCUUAGUCAUUUUACAGCCAGUGUUUCAUUUUACAGCCACUUUUUUGUUCUAGAUUCUGAGACUGUUUCUGAGUAAAAUCAUCUCAUAAGGACAGUAAUACCAUCAUGACAUGAACGCAGCAUUACUUCACGUGGGGUUUUCAUGCAUUUAACAAAUACUUUUAUCCAAAGUUACCCUGUAUCAUUUCAGAUAAUAAAGCAUCUUCUAAAUCAGCACUGAUGUCAUGUGAUUAUCACUAAUCAGUGUUAUGAACAGAAAAAAAAAAACAAUGUUAUGUGUGUUUUUGUCUACUGUCAGGGUUUGUUAUUAUUAUUUGUUAAUAUAUUGCAUAAGUGGCACAUUCACACAUCACUAGUGUUUUUCUCUCUUUCAGUGUCUCAUCAAACAGAAACUGAAGCAACAAGAACAGGAAAUACUACAGAUGAACUCUAUCAGCCAACCAAUACAAUGCGUACAGACCUGGUUUAUGUUGCUGGUGGUGUGGCUUUGGUUCUGCUGGUUCUGUGUUCGGGAACGCUCCUCAUCCUGAAAAUGAGAAAAAGGAAAUGUGGGACAGCUUUAUUUCUGCAAAAUGUGCAGCACAAUACAGAGACUGACCACGUUUAUGAAGAGAUUCCAAACAGUGAUGGUGCCGUGGCAACAUCUUCACCCAAUCAGACGCCUGCAUCACACCUCAACACCCACCCAAAAGUCUCUUCUGUUUACACCAUAAUAACCAAUCAGCAGCCUGAUUCAAACCUCAGUCACACCCACUUGACCAAUCAAGUGACAGAUUGUUCACCAGACCCAACAGAGGACAGCAGGACUGAACGGAUCUACGUGACAGCAACACAUCCACAAAACAUCUCGACAAACGAGGGUCCGAUAUAUUCAGUCAUCAAUGAUGAAUAAAAAAAGACUGCCAACAACUGGUAAAAUCUAUAUUAUUUUUAAGAAUCAAAAAAAUUACACACUUUCCUGUACAAAACACAGUUUUUAUCAGUAUUUUGUAUGUAAGAUUACUAACAAGAAAAGUUACUAACAAUUAAAAAUAAUAAUAAUAAUAAUAAAACAACUGAAAAAUUACAUGAAAUUCAGUUUUCUUUGUAAUUAGACCACCUCAUCUACAGUUCAAUAAAACUAAUAACAAUGUAAAAUAAACAAUGUGACACUUUAAUAUGACAAUACGUUAUAUGAAAAUGUGUUUAGAUAUUAAAACGUUUUUAACAACCUUUUUUUACCAGCAUGAUCUGAUGACUGAGGAGUUUGAAAUAGUAAAGUUAUGGAAAAUGCUUAAAAUAGUGGGCAGAAAAAAGGCGGAUUAUAUUGUAUUGUAAAAUUGCUUAUUGUUAGAUUCUGUAGGAUCCAAAGAACACAAAUAGGUAAGAUUUAUGGCAUCAAACAAAAUUCACAAAGGCUAUAAGCAUAUUUGUACAUUUUAUUAUCUUUUGACCACUAGUUGGCGACUUUUCCAAUUGUCUUAGGCUCCUUGGUGCUAAUGACACAUAUCAAAUUUCGUAACCAUAUGCUGUUGCUUUCAUACAAUACAAUUGAAGUGACAGAAGAACAGUUUGGUCUAUCAAAAGGGUUUUAAUAAAUUUUUGCCAGCAUGGUCUGAAGAUGAUCAGGGCUAAUUUAGUUAAAAAAUUGGACCAACUGUCUCGAAUAACUGAAGAACAAGUAGGAUUGUCAGAGCCGAUAGCCUCGUGGGCAGCACAAAUGCCUCCGGUGACUCGAGUUUGAUUCCCGGCUCCAGGUCCGUUUCUGAUCCCGUUCGUCUCUCUCCACCCCAUGCUGUUCUGUCUGAUAUGUCCUAUAAAGCCAUACAAUGGCCAAAAAACUAUAUCUUAAAAAGAUUAUAUAUUUUUUUUUUAAUAUUUAAAAUAGCAGAACAUUUUUUCAUGAGGGAAUGUAGUUUCUAGCCCAUACGGGUCAGUGUUAUUAGCAUAAACAUGAGCACAACUUUGAGCUGUUAGUGGCACUGAAGGGUCUAAGUUAGAGAUUUCACAUUUGGUUAAUGUUCAGACCAUCCGCUAUCUGUGUGCCAAGUUUCACAACUUUCCUAUUAAAGGUUUUAUGGGCUGCCAUAGACUCGAGAGCAGAAGAAGAAGAAGACUAUCAAUAACAAUAUAUGCCAACACACCACAGUAGGUGCAUAAUCACUAAUAUUAGUCUUCUGUUCAGCCCGUGACUUCAGUUCAGAGAGCUGCUCUACACUGCGCCCUCUACAGGUGAAGUACAAUACUACACAGGGCCUCUACAUGCAACUUUGACUCUGAUUAUGUAGCAAAUCUUCAUUUAAAAUUACUCUUUGUACUUUGACUGAAUCUGCUGCAAACGAACUCGAGAAAAAUGGACAAAAAAAAAAUAAAUGACUGACACUUUAAAUAGACAUUUCUUGUGUCUAUUUGCCUCUUCAUGAUGACUCGCUUGUUGUAUUCCUUACUUGUUACACAUGCAACUGUAUCACAGACAACAUUUUGGUAAAACCUCUGCACAUUUCCGAUCAUUUCUUCAUUACUUUUAAUCUACAUCUCCCUAUUUGUUCACCACCAACCCCUCUACCAGUUAGCUUCAGAUGAAACCUGCGCUCCCUUUCUUCUUCUCAUCUUUCCUCUGCAGUAUCAUCCUCCUUUCCCUCACCCACACAAUUCUCAUCUCUGGAUGUGAAUACAGCAACAGACACUUUAUGUUCCACCUUAACUUCAUCUCUAGACAGUAUCUGUGCUCUGUCAUCCAGGCCUGCAUGUGCUACUCCCUCUAACCCCUGGUUAUCUGAUGUUCUUUGUGAACACCAGACCAAACUCGAGGCUUUUGAGUUUGGCACAAUGAGCUUGCUCCUAGCACUGCUCUAUCAUUUCUGCUGUCUACAGCCACUCUUUGAACUGCCUCUGCAUACGUCACCUUGUUCUGAUCCUUCACAACCUGCACCAGUCUAGCUUGAGCAAAGCACUCACAGCCGUGAAACCCUGCUGCAUGAUCCCCAUCACAGUUAGGGCACUCAGGAGCCUCUGCCUUACAUUAAAUGAUCUCCACCACAAUUUGCACACUUUCUUUUACCCUGACAUGACCCAGCAACAUGUCCAAACUUCUGACGACUGUAGCAUCGCAAUAAUGGUUUAAUGUACUCCCUCACAUUAUAUGCCAUACUCCCAAGAAACGCUCUCUGUGGCAGUAUACCAUCUUUAAGCGUUAACAGGACGGGCGGAUCCCUGCAUGGCUCCAUCUCUAGGCUUAAAUCUCAUCAGUUACUUGCAGAACUUUUCCCUGCACUGCCACAA